Molecule: messenger RNA, 744 nt
Organism: Trichosporon asahii var. asahii CBS 2479
Lineage: Eukaryota; Fungi; Basidiomycota; Tremellomycetes; Trichosporonales; Trichosporonaceae
Exons: 2
Coding region: 1-744 (247 amino acids)
Source: RefSeq, a predicted model, not a curated record
AUGGGCAACAACAAGUUCAUCGUCUUCGGCGGCGGAGGGCACGUCGGACAGGCAUUCGCGCGGCAGGCUAUUGCGAUGGGGGCCGAGGUGACCAGUGUCGUGAGGGACGAUAGUCACAACAAGGAGCUCGACGCGAUCGGGGCGAAGCCGUACAUUCUCUCCCUAGAGGACUGCACUGUGGACGACAUAGAGCAUCUCGUGACGUCCAUCUCGCCUCGGGCCGUCAUUUUCUCUGCCGGGGCGGGAGGGAAGGGUGCGCCGGAGCGUACGCGCGCCGUCGACCUCGAGGGCCUGAAGAAGGUCGCGCAGGCCCUGCAAAAGACACCCUGCAAGCGCCUCCUCAUCGUCUCCGCCAUCGACGUGCGCGACCGCACGCAGGGCUAUCCCGCGCACUACAAUGAGGACUCGAAGAAGGGCUCGGACGAGGUCUGGUCCCGCAUCGGGCGAUACAUGCAGGCCAAGUAUGAGGCUGAUGCCUACUUGCACCAGAGCGGGCUGGAUUUCACGAUCCUGAGGCCAGGCAGGCUCACGCACGAACCCGCCGGAGGGUGUGAUCUCGGCCUGACACAGAUGGGACACACGAGCCGCGCACUCGUCGGCGAGGUGCUCCUCGCUUGCGCACUCACGGAUGGGACGAUUGGACUCACCCUCGACGUCCUCGAUGGCACGAAGAGCGUCAAGGAGGAAGUCGACAGGUGCGCGCGCCUCAAGGUCGAUGCGUGGGGGAAGACGGGCGACAAUUAG